Molecule: messenger RNA, 2657 nt
Organism: Linum trigynum
Lineage: Eukaryota; Viridiplantae; Streptophyta; Magnoliopsida; Malpighiales; Linaceae
Source: the annotation of a GenBank genome assembly
CGAAAUCGAACUCUAUUCUUAUCUUUGACUCGGUGAGUAACUCGGCUUUAACUUCUCCGACGAUAUCUCCAAUUUCUCCGAUUUCCGACUUUCCUAGGUACCAAACACUCUCUACGGCGGGAUGGCAACGCCUCAGUUCCUCUCCUCCUUCAAGUACGGCGACAGCCUGACGGUGGUCGGGAUCUCUCUCUGCACCGCCGUGGUCUGCGAGGCAAUCUCCUGGAUCUUGAUCUACCGAACAAGCUCCUACAAGUCGCUCAAGUCCUCCAUCGACAAAGCUUCGAAGAAGCUGGAGACCAUGAAAACCGACACCAACAAGAUCGUGACGAAGAAAUCCAAGUCCAAGAAGAUCAAUCGCGUGGAGACCUCGCUCAAGGAGUCAAGCCGCGACCUCUCCCUCUUCAAGUUCAAAUCUGGAGCCGUCGUGGCGCUGGUGCUCUUCAUCGUCUUCGGCCUGUUGAACUCGAUGUUCCAAGGGAAAGUCGUCGCGAAGCUGCCGUUCCACCCGAUUGCGCUCGUGAAGAAGAUGAGCCACAGGGGAUUGCAAGGCGACGACCCGACGGAUUGUUCCAUGGCGUUCUUGUACUUCCUGUGCUCGAUUAGCAUCCGUACGAAUCUCCAGAAGUUCCUGGGAUUCUCUCCCCCGCGUGGAGCUGCCGCAGCUGGAUUGUUCCCCAUGCCGGAUCCCAAAACCAAUUGAUCAGGUUCGUUUAGUCUGGGUAAUUGAAAUGCAUCACAGGAAGUCAGGAACUGCUAGUUGGGGAUUUUGGCCAGUUUUCAAGUUCAUUGUGGAAGGUGCCUGGUAAUUUGAGUUGAAUAGGCAAUGAAUGUUCUGAUUCCGAAACUUCUGUAAUGUUUAUGGUGGAUAACUUUGGGGAACAUGAUGUUUACUGGAUUCUGGUUAUCAGGAUUAUGGCUUAAAGUUACUGAAACAAGAUAUACAUCCGUGGAAAUUGCAUUUUCUUCUGCAAAGUUUCUCCCUUUCCUCUCUCUGUGUUCGCUCACCAUUGCUUAAAUUGUUGGUUUGAUUGUGCCAUGGAUGCUAUUUAUUCAAUUAUGCUAUGCUCUUCAUAUUUAUGACUGCUUAGAGACUCCAGUCAUCAGAAUAGAAGAUGAGAGAACAAUGGGAGAAAAUUAUAUAAGGAACUUUUAGCUUAAGUUGUGGGUUGGAUUGUUUGACAGUGAGUUCUGUGCAUUGAGAGGAUGCCUUAUGGCUCACAGUUCACUCUAUGGGAUGCUUAUAAUGGUAAAUUUCCAUGGCUCACAGUUGCUAUAUAUGGUUUCAUUUAUACGCCAUUGCAUUCUAUUUUGCUGUGUAUGGUUUAGUUAUCUAUCUGUUGCUCAUGGCAUCAAUGCUGGAUUUCUUUAUCAGUGGCGUCAUAGCUUGCUGCAUAUAGUUGAUUUAUAUUGCACUUUGAUAGCAAGACUUGUGUUUGAAUGUUUGCUUAUCAAAAUGCAUUUCAAUGUUACAAACACAGUCAAUCCGAUGAUCCAUUGGUGCACUCUUUCUUGUGGAGGAAAAAAGUGACUGUAGAUACUGGUUUUUUUCUUAUGUCUCUGUGGUAACCUGCACCAGUUUCAGGUUCACCUUAACGGCGAUGAACCUGUCGGGAGUUCUAGGUUUUGAUAUGUAAGUUAGGUUGCAUUCCCAUGUUGAAAGGUGGCUCACCACUUCGUUCCUUCGGUCGAACAUAUUCUAAACCAUGGUGAUGGGAUGUUUCACAACAAACCCUUCACACUUGUGAACUUAUUUCCAGCAAAGGUGGAGCUCUUCAUUGGGCGAGCAGUUGCCACUCUCUAGAGAAUGGAUCUCCCAGCCAGCUUCUCUCCAAUAUAGCAUGCAUAAACUUCUGGGAUGUGGGCAACUCUCCAGUAAUGUUACCUCAGGUUCGUUCAACGACAAUUCCUUGAUCAAAUCACAGAGUCGAAGAACUGCAAAACCUUCAGUUUUGUAGUGGCACCUAUUCCAGUAACUUGCACCUCUGAAUACAUAGCUUCUCCACAUGUGGCAUUGCGCCAACAUCUAUUAGAAUGCUCCUCAGACCAAUACCCAAUAGCUUUUGGUCAGCCAAGAAACUAAGCUUGGCGGUUUGGUUAUGCGGUUACCCGAGAAUAAAACAACCCUACCCAUAGUACAACCAAUAUAACCAAAACAUACCUUAAAAUGGCAAAAGCUCGAUGAACCUCGAUCUCCUUUGCCAUAUUUUUUGUGCUCAUGUUGCUUCUUUAUCCUACGAAGUACGAACUACCUUUGUUCCCCGCCAGCGAACAAGUCAAAGCAGCGAACCGAGACAAAGGUCUUAAGAGAUCGUUGGUAAUGCCAACGAAUCAUCUAGUUCGUUGAUCUCUCCUACAUACCCCUUUCUAGCUCGUUGCAUUGUCCAGCGAUCCACGCCAAAGUCUUAUAGUUUGAGAAAUUACUUGCAAAGUGUUGCAUAAUGAGAAUUUGUUUUAGCAACCAUUGUAUUGUGGGAAAUUUUUCCCUGUUUAAAGGUCUCUCACCGGCAAAGUGUUGUUAUUUAAUUUCUUUUAUAUAUGGUUGAUCAAUUAGAUGUUGAUUGUUAUUGAUUCUCAAACGCUUAUCUUAAUGGAAAUUUCUCAUGUAUCAACCAAAUGAUCACCAUUAGUGAAUGGUCGAAUGAAGAAUAACAAUUAGU